AUGGCCCCCGCCGCUGCCGCCGCAGCGGGGCCCUCGCCUCGCAGGUGGCUCGCGGCGGCCGUCCUCGCGCUCGCCUGUCUCCUCGUGCCGGCGGUCGCCAGGCCCGACAAGGAGAUGCGGGAGAGGUUCUACGGGACGCUCGUCACCAACGGCACGCACAACGCCUCCGGGGACGGCAGCAUCGCCGAGAUGUUCGGCCGCGUGCUCGACAAGGAGUUCUCCGACAGCGACACGCCCGACGCUCCCGACAAGAGUAGCUUCAACAACAGCGUAUCAGAUCAUCAAGCUGUUCUGGAGACGGUAGCUGUCAUUACACAUGACAAGAAGAAGAAUGAUUCACAGCAUACUAAUUCCCCAAAACCUUUCCAAAUAGGUGACAUGUUUGGAGGCCAGGAUGAGUCCUCUGAUGACUUGGAAACUGUGAUAGAUAAGGAGGAUAAUGUUUUUGUGAUGUCAAAUCGUAAAACAAAGUAUCCAACUCUUCAACUAGAUUUACGAUUGAUUAAAGAUCUGGUAAUUAUAAUCGUUUCAGCUACUGGUGGUGGUAUCAUAUUCUCUUGUAUGGGGCAGCCGGUUAUCGUUGGCUACCUACUUGCUGGUUCUCUAGUUGGACCUGGGGGGUUGAACUUUAUCAAUGAAAUGGUGCAGGUGGAGACUUUUGCUCAUUUUGGUGUAGUGUUUCUUCUUUUUGCUCUUGGUCUCGAGUUUUCACUGACUAAGUUGAAAGUCGUUGGUCCUGUUGCUGUACUUGGAGGUCUGCUUCAGACUGCUCUGUUCAUGUUCUUAUGUGGCCUCACUGCAGCGUUGUGUGGUGCUAAAUCAUCCGAAGGAGUGUUUGUUGGUGCCUUCUUGUCUAUGUCAUCUACUGCAGUGGUUUCGAAGUUUUUAGUGGAAAAAGGUAGUACAAACACGCUUCAUGGUCAAGUUACAAUUGGAACGCUAAUACUUCAGGAUUGUGCAAUUGGCCUGCUGUUUGCUCUCCUUCCUGUUCUUGGAGGUGCUAGUGGCAUUUUUGGAGGAGUGAUGUCAAUGGCGAAACUGUUGCUUGUGCUAUCCAUAUUUGUAGCUGUUACAUAUAUGAUGACAUGGUCAAUUGUUCCCCGAUUCUUAAAAUUGAUGAUUCAGUUAUCUUCACAGACAAAUGAACUCUACCAAUUGGCCUCCGUUGCAUUUUGCUUACUUCUAGCCUGGUGCAGUGACUAUUGUGGAUUGAGUCUUGAAUUGGGGUCAUUCCUUGCUGGUGUUAUGAUAUCAACCACAGAUUUUGCUCAUCAUACUUUGGAGCAGGUCGAAGCCAUUCGCAAUCUGUUUGCAGCGCUCUUCCUUGCAAGUAUUGGAAUGCUCAUACAUGUUAAGUUCUUGUGGAAUCAUGUUGACAUAUUACUUGCAGCUGUUAUACUGGUUAUAAUAGUAAAGAGUAUUGUCAUAACUAUUGUUGUAAAGGCAUUUGGAUACAGCAUCAGAACAGCUUUUGUUGUUGGGCUGUCCUUAGCUCAGAUAGGAGAGUUUGCUUUUGUGCUUUUGAGCCGUGCCUCCCAUCUCCAUCUUGUUGGGGGGAAAAUGUAUCUACUAUUACUGGGAACAACUGCCCUUAGCUUGGUAACAACUCCUCUCAUUUUCAAACUAAUUCCUGUGGUAAUGCACCUUGGCAUCCUUAUGCGUUGGUUCCCCUUGGAAAACAGUAUGCAGAGUGAGCUUCCAUUACAGGAUAAAGCGGUUAUGCUUGAAGCUCACAACAGAUCACUCUAA
Molecule: messenger RNA, 1749 nt
Organism: Miscanthus lutarioriparius
Lineage: Eukaryota; Viridiplantae; Streptophyta; Magnoliopsida; Poales; Poaceae
Source: the annotation of a GenBank genome assembly